UAGAGAUUGAGCUCUAAUUUAGCUCACAUAUGCAAAUAUCUGUCCAUUCUCUGCUCUAUUUUGGUCACGUGAUGUCACGGGUAAGAAACUGACAUAAACAAGGCAGAAAUUGACAGAAAGGAGGAAGUAUGUAGAUGCUGGGAAUUUAAAGCAACACGUACAAAAUGAUGGAGGAAUUCUGCACGUCAGGCAUCAGCUAUGGAAAUUAACAGUCGAUGUUUUUGGACCGUCUGAAAACUCAAGUAACUGCCAUACUUUUCAAUUUCUCUUCACCACCUUGUCCCACUUCUGAUUUUCAACAUCUCCCACCAUUUUUACCAUACACUCUGUUCAGGCUCUCCCACUGUCCACACUUCCAUUCCUCUUAUUUGCCCAAUACGCUCUUUGAUGUUAAUCAUCGUCCUUUCAGGCAGUGCAAAACAAAUCAUAAUGCAAAAAUAAUGGAAUUAGGGACACAUUUGUGCUUGCUUCAAACGACCUAACGCGUUCAGAAACUACAGUGCCCAGUCCCUCCCCCACUAGCGCUGUGCCUUCGCCGUGGCCGGGGGAGGGCCGGGGAUGCGACGCCGCCGUCAUUAGCCGCGUUACGUGCUGCCGAGGCGAGCGCAGAGGUUGUUGUGGACGGCAGGUGAGGACUGGCUACUGGCUGUGGUUGGCGCGGUGUUUGUAGAGAUGUCGGCGGAGUUUUUGGCACGAUCCUUUCAGAACUUGAGCCUGCAGCAUCCCGACGGCAGGCGAACGCCUAAACCGCGCAGGGGCAAGAGCAAGCGACUUUACUUGCUGAGAGGACUUCCUGGAUCGGGCAAAUCCACUCUGGCCAGGAAUUUAAAAUGUCAGUAUGGUGGUGCAGUGAUAUUGAGUACGGAUGAUUAUUUCGUCAGACAAGAUGGGUCCUAUUUAUUUGAGAAGUACUUACUUGAAGAAGCUCAUGAAUGGAACCAUGAGAGAGCCAAAUCGGCCAUGAGACAAGGGAAAUCUCCAAUUAUAAUAGACAAUACCAACAUUCAAGCAUGGGAAAUGAAACCAUAUGUGAUUAUGGCAAAAGAGAAUGGUUAUGAAGUGGAAUUCAGAGAACCAGACACGCCAUGGAAAUUUGACAUUAGAAAACUAACCAGAAUAAAUACUCACGGUGUUUCAAGAGAAGCAAUUGAACGGAUGAAAGAACGAUAUGAGAGGAAUAUCACAAUUGACAAAGUGCUACAUGCAGAAAGGGGAAAUUAACUGAUGCAGAGUUUCAGAAGAGGAAUGAACAAUGAUGGGGGAACAUCUGACAAGCUUAGUACAUGAAGCAGUACUACUUGUUGGACAGUUGCAGGACUAUUUUCCAAGUUUGAUAAGUCACAUUUUAGUCAGAUUGGAGCAAAACUGCUUUUAAACUAACUUUUUAAAAAAAUGUUAAAAGUGGUAAAACACUAAAGGUUUUUAAUCACAAACUAAAAAUGAUAAUUGUGACCAACAUAUUUUAUUCCUUUGUUUUAUUGCAUUUUGUCAAAUGCAAUUUGCUUGUUCUUUUGAGAUGCUUGAACCAGAAGCUUUACUGUGGACUUCUGUUUUAAAAUUUCCUGCAGCAAAUUUGUACCAGUAGUUCUAAGCUGGAUGCUCUUGUUCAGAAUUUGUGAUGGUAAAAGUCAAUUGUUUUGUUUUUUAAAAUUAGGGUUAGUUAAUAAUUUAAAUCACAGAACCCGUGUAACAAUUUUUGUAUGUGUAGAUGUAUAUUGCAUCUACAAUUAUUUUUAAUUAAUUCUCAGGAUUUUGGCAUUGCUGGCAAUGCUGGCGUUUAUCACCCAUUUCCAAUUGCUCUAAGUUGAUAAGUAGUAUUUUGUAGUGAUUUUAUACAGUUGAAUAUAUUGGUGGGUGGGUGCAGGAAGGGUUCACAAAUACAAUAGAUUUCUUUUCCAUAAAUAACUUCAGUGAGCCACUUGGAUUUUUUAAGACAUUGUCUCAUUAUUGUCUAUACUAACAGCCUUCAGUUUCAUUGAGUGAUUUGACAUGUUCAGAUAUUA
This is a messenger RNA of Hypanus sabinus (Atlantic stingray), 2003 nucleotides long. Its product is annotated as NEDD4-binding protein 2-like 1. Bases 673 to 1221 code for a protein of 182 amino acids. NCBI's taxonomy places the organism in Eukaryota, Metazoa, Chordata, Chondrichthyes, Myliobatiformes, Dasyatidae. The record is from RefSeq and is a predicted model, not a curated record. The transcript has 5 exons.